AUGGAAGGAUGCACAAUGCUGGAGAUUCUUCCAACUGAUGUCAACUUGUCAUCUCUCGAACCCCUUCUUCUCAGUGGGUGCUCAAGGUUGAGAAGGUUUCUUCAGAUUUCAAAAAGUAUUGCAAGUCUCUAUCUAGAUGACACCGCCAUUGAAGAAGUUCCCUACUGCAUAGAGAAAUUCUGGAGGCUCUCUGAACUAUCAAUGAGUGGUGGCAAGACGUUGAAAAAUAUCUCUCCAUACAUUUUCAGAUUGAGAAAUCUUAAGGUAGUAGACUUUUCAGAUUGUGGAGAAGUCGUCACGACACUGAGUGAUGUCAGCAUCCUAGCAACAAUGUCAAGAGAGGAUCACCAUUAUUUGAAAACACUGAAGAGCGUUAUAAAGAUGACGCGGAGAUAG
Eruca vesicaria subsp. sativa (arugula) is the source of this 396-nucleotide messenger RNA. NCBI's taxonomy places the organism in Eukaryota, Viridiplantae, Streptophyta, Magnoliopsida, Brassicales, Brassicaceae. The record is from the annotation of a GenBank genome assembly.